GCAUCUCCGAAUUUCCAUCUCUGUUUUUUUAUCUUUUUCUUUACGCUGUUAUUACCAUGUCUACUUGUAAAACUGUUCUUGCCUCCAAAGUCUCUGCAUCUUUCAGAAAUCAAAUCAAACAAGAUAUCAAGGAGCGCAACAUCAGUCCUAAACUAGUUGGUUUCCUUGCUAAUGAAGAUCCUGCUGCCAUGAAAUAUGCUGAAUGGACUUCCAAGACUUGUGCUGAAACUGGUGUUCAAUUCGAACUUCGUAAGAUAGCUAAGUUAGACUUGGAAGAAGCUAUCACAGAAGCCAAUGAAGACAAAGCAGUCAAUGGUAUUAUGGUCUAUUAUCCCGUUUUUGGAGGAAAGCAGGAUUUAUAUCUUCAAAGCUGUGUCAGUGAACUCAAGGAUGUUGAAGGUCUUUGCCACAAGUUUGUUCAAAAUGUGUACCACAACAUUCGUUUCAUGGAUCAAGAAGAGACCAUGAAAUGUAUUAUUCCAUGCACUCCCCUUGCUAUUGUUAAGAUUCUUGAAUUCAUUGGUGUCUACAACCCUGUUAUUCCCUACGGUAACCGUUUGUAUGGUCGUACUAUUGCUGUUGUUAACCGAAGUGAAAUUGUGGGUCGUCCUUUGGCUGCUAUGCUUUCCAAUGAUGGUGCUAAGGUCUACUCUAUUGAUGUCAAUGGUAUCCAACUCUUUACCCGUGGCACUGGUAUCAAAUUAAAGGCACACAAGGUGGAAGACAUUGAUGCUACUGUUGAACAAGUUAUUCCUCAAUGUGAUGUUGUUAUUACAGGUGUUCCCACUCCCAACUAUAAGCUAUCUACUUCUUUAUUGAAAGAGGGUGUUGUUGCUAUCAACUUUUCUAGUUUUGCUAACUUUGAAGAAGAUGUCAAGUCUAAAGCCUCUAUCUUUGUGCCAUCUGUUGGUAAAGUCACAGUAGCCAUGUUGGAACGUAAUUUGCUUCGUUUGCAUGAUUACCAAAACAACUUGACUGAAAAAUAGAUAAAAAAAAACUAAAGAGAAACCAUAUUUAUACAUAUAUAUACACAUUCAUUCCAUUCGU
Molecule: messenger RNA, 1047 nt
Organism: Gilbertella persicaria
Lineage: Eukaryota; Fungi; Mucoromycota; Mucoromycetes; Mucorales; Choanephoraceae
Exons: 4
Coding region: 57-986 (309 amino acids)
Biological process (GO): purine nucleobase biosynthetic process
Cellular component (GO): cytosol
Molecular function (GO): methylenetetrahydrofolate dehydrogenase (NAD+) activity; methylenetetrahydrofolate dehydrogenase (NADP+) activity
Source: RefSeq, a predicted model, not a curated record